This is a messenger RNA of Schistosoma margrebowiei, 378 nucleotides long. NCBI's taxonomy places the organism in Eukaryota, Metazoa, Platyhelminthes, Trematoda, Strigeidida, Schistosomatidae. The record is from the annotation of a GenBank genome assembly.
AUGGUUUUGUGCGCAAUUUGUUCAAUUGAAACUUCCAAGUACAAAUGCCCGAGGUGUAUUGCACCAUAUUGCUCACUUGCCUGCUACCAAAAACAUAAACAAGAUGAGUGCAAACCGGAAAACUGUGUACCAAGGGUUGUGCAUGCUACUGUCGAACAAGAGGAUGAGAUGGUCGACUAUGUUCCGAAGAAAAUUUUAGAAGGUUUAAAAUACUCGGAUAAAAUUCGAGAUCUACUGAAGAACCCUCAUCUUCGAAGUCUGCUUCGAUUUUUGAAUGAUACAAAUAAACCGUACUCUGCAUUGGAAAAUGUUAUGCGUGAACCUAUUUUCGUCGAAUUUUCAGAUGAAUGCCUUAAGAUUGUAGGCUCAAACUUAUAG